AUGGUGAUGGUCAAGCUCGCUGUGGCUGGAUGGUUCGUGUCUGUCUGCCUUUCCAAGCUCGCCGACCCUGUGAUACAGUAUGCAAAGGACCGGUACAAGGACCAGAAGAAUUUCGUGACCAACACCGAAAAGCUCAAGUGGCGCCUUGAGCAGAUUUCAGAAGCAAUCAGCCGGGCCAGGGAAAGGGAAGUUGAUGAUUCCAAAUUGCAAUCGUGGAUCCAGAGACUCAGAGAUGCGGUUUUCACAGCAGAAGAUGUUCUUGAUUCCAUCAAGUAUGCAAUGUUGAAGCACCAGGUAACGACUGAACACAAGCAUAUAUUUUCUCCUAGAAAAGAUGCUUCUGAUUCCAUUUCCCAAGACAAAAAUGACGCUGAUAAUUUGACGAAAGUCAUUAAAAAGCUUGACAACGUUUCUGCGGAGAUGAGAAGCUUGUGGUUCUUGCGUGGGCAAGAUGCUACACAAGGAUUGGUGCCUGAUCAAGCUCCUGACUGGCGGGAGACCACUGCAUCCGACACACAACCAAAGCUGGUUGGUCGGCAGAAAGAAGCAAAUGAUCUCAUGACCUUAUUACUUGAGCUUGAACAAUGUAAGGAGAAAAUCUCACAUAUUUCUGUUGUCGGAAUGGGUGGUGUUGGGAAGACAGCUCUCGUCCGGGAAGCUUACAAUGAUAACAGAACAGACUGUUUUGGGGUGAAGGCCUGGAUCUGUGUAUCACAUAGAGCCAGCAUCACAAGGGUGUUGAUUGAUGCAACCAAUGCUGCUUCUAAAAAAUUACUGCUUUAUCGCCAUCCUGCGCCCGACAAGGGCACUAUCAAGAGUAUGCUGGCAGAUGUUUUGAAAGAUAAGAGAUUUCUCAUAGUCCUGGAUGACAUAUGGGAUUGGGAUUUGUCAAGAAACAUACUGGAUGCGUUCAAUAUGCCAUUUAGCCAAGCACGUGAAGGAAGCAAAGUCAUAGUCACUACUCGAGACCCGAGCAUAGGAGAAGGAAUGAGUACAGAAGGGCUAAUUCAUGUUCACGGCUUAGAGUUCAAACAUUAUUGGCCACUGUUCAAAGAACUUGCAUUUCAUAACAAAGACCCGGAAGAUUAUCCAGAACUCUUAUCCAUAGGCAAAAACAUAGCCAAAAGGCUAAAUGGCUUGCCACAGGCAGCGGAGACAUUUUGUCAGGCGUUACGGUCAGACUUCAAGGAGACCCACUGGAGGGGUAUUUCGAAAAGGAAAAUGUGUCAAAUGGGAGCAGAGAAGUGUGGCAUCAUGGCCACACUGAGAUUAAGCCAUGAACAGCUGCCAAGAGACCUCAAGGAAUGUUUUGUUUCUUGUUCUCUCUUCCCAAAAGGGUAUGCCUUUCAAAAAGAAGAAGUUAUCCGUGUAUGGAUGGCUCUUGGAUAUCUUGAUGGCCCUGGAGCUGGAGUGCAAAGAAUGAAAGAUAUAGGGAAAAGUAUUUUUACUCAGUUGCUGAAGAGAUCCUUCUUCAAGGAAAAUAAUGAGGCACCAGGAACAUACAUCAUACCUGAACCAUUGGAUGAACUUGCUGAAUUCUUAUCUUCUGUCGGUCAGAUAUCCUCUGGCUCAAAGAAGUUGGACUUGAUUCAGACCAAGACCCUUCAAAAACUUCUUACAAGGAUGAAGUGCCUGCGCGUGCUGAUGGUCUCCGAACCUCUCCUAGCAGAUCUUCCCGAACUGAAGCACCUCCGUUACCUUGAGAUCCAUGUUGAGGACAAUGAUGGAAAUGCGUCUCUUCCAGAAUCUAUAUGCAAGUUAUAUCAGCUGCAGACAUUGAUCGCAAGGUUCUGUGGCAACAAGUUGUCAAUACCGGAGAAUUUCAACCAAUUAAUCAGCCUGCAGUUCCUGGAAACAGAACCGGAAGCAGUAUGCACAAUUGCUGAUAUUGGGAGGUUGACUUCCCUGCAAGAAAUCAAUACCAUUGAGGUUGGCAAUAAUGAUAAAUUUGGCAUUAGUCAACUGGAAAAUAUGGACCAGGUCCAUGGUAAUCUUUGCAUCAAAGGUCUUGAGAUAGUAGAGAACAAGAAUGAGGCUUUGAAAGCAAAGCUAUGCAAAAAGGAGUAUAUCGGAACAUUAGAUCUGUGCUGGAACAUUGGGAGCAAGGAGAGAACUAAGUCCAUGAUGACUGCACACUAUGAAGUGCUGGAAGGACUUCAGCCACAUUGCAAUCUUAGCAAGCUCAUAAUAAAUGGCUACACAGGCAUCAAACCCCCAAACUGGCUGAAGGGGGCCCAGGCCCAGGAGCUAAAUCUGAAGUGCAUCGAGCUCUCGAAUUGCAGUGGCUGGGAGGACCUUCCACCUUUUGGCAUUCUACCAUACCUCAAGGUCUUGUAUAUAAGGCAGAUGAGAUCUCUGCGGCGAAUCGAGAAAGAGAUAUAUGGCCAAGACAUCCCAUCUGGAUUUCCACAGCUGCAUGAGCUCUUGCUUGAAGACCUCUGUAAUUUAGAGGAAUGGUCCUUGCCAAGCAGAGACACCCAGGUAUUUCCCAAGCUUCGCAGGCUGUCCAUAACCAAUUGUGACAACCUGAAGGAACCCGAAGACCUUCCAUAUUUAUUAAAGAAAUUGGAAUCUUUGGCCAUCAAGAACUGUCCCAACAUCGAUAAAGAGUAUAUCCGUCCCUCUAUGACUAGGCCUGUCUAUUGUCAAAAACCUGCAUCCCAGAAACGGAAAGUUGCUGACAAAUCCAUGGUGAAGAAACUUGUUUUGUCUCAUUUUUCCUUUAUGGUGUGUAAAAAAAAUAUUUCCAUGUUUUGUUCCUGACAUUUGUCAACAAUCUG
Triticum dicoccoides is the source of this 2780-nucleotide messenger RNA. RefSeq names its product putative disease resistance protein RGA1. NCBI's taxonomy places the organism in Eukaryota, Viridiplantae, Streptophyta, Magnoliopsida, Poales, Poaceae. The coding region runs from base 1 to 2763 and encodes 920 amino acids. The record is from RefSeq and is a predicted model, not a curated record. The transcript is spliced from 2 exons. Gene Ontology annotation, molecular function: ADP binding. Gene Ontology annotation, biological process: defense response to other organism.